ACUCAUUUCAACGUCAAUUUUGUUUCAGCUACAUUAGAGAUGUCCGUGCAUCCUCAAGACGGUCUACGCCAUGCAAAGCCACAUCCAUCCAUCCAUGCAUCCAUCCAUCGGCGCAGUCCCACUGCAUUGCAGUGCAAAUCAUCAUGAUACACGGACCAGAAAAUGACGGUCCUCAAAGGGAGAGACGCGUCCAUCCCUCCCACAGGCACACAGACACUGACGGGUGGACGGUUCACUCGGAUUUCUUCUUCGGCUCGUCGUCUUCGUCGGGUGGGGUGAGGGGAGGCGACGCGCGGCUCUCGGCUGUCGACGGCAGAGACGCCUGCGAGAUGGACGGAAGAGAGAGCCAACACAGGCAAGUGCGUGAAGCGGCAUCGUCUGUUUUCUGUGUAGGUGCACUGCCCACGUACCGGCGAGUUAUCUGCGUUGGGGUCGAAGGGCUGGGCCGAGUCGAUGCUCUCGACAAUGAAGUUGUGGUUCGUGCCGAUGUCCAUGUCUGUCCAGGCACACACGUGCCAUGACGACGCGAUGAACGAUGACGGAUUCAUACGCACGAGGCAGCCCCCCUGUGUCUGUCUGUCUGUCUGUGUUCACCGCUGCGUACCAGCAGCGAUGUGCAUGGCCUUGAGUGCGAUGUCCUUGGCCGGCAGGUCCACCUUGGCAUCGAUCAACGCACGAGCAGCAGCUGCACACACAACAUACACACGCGUGUUUGAGAGCACCGACGAAUGCCUGGUGGUGACCUCACCGAGAGCGUAGUUGCCGCCAGACCCGACACCUAACACAAGCAGUGGACGGCGGCAGAAAAGCAUCUCAGCGUGUUGAUCUUUUACAUUUCACUCGCUCACCGAGUAUGCCGUCAUGGCUCUCGAGGACGUCGCCGUUCCCCGUCACCUCCAGUGACAGCUUCUCGUCGGCAACUAUCAUCACCGCCUGCAGCAGUCCCACGCGAUGCACGCAGAGGAUAGGAUGGAUUCAUCUCGCUCCGCGCACCUCUAGGUUUCUGAGGUAUCGGUCCAGACGCCACGCCUUGGCCAGCUCAACGCAGGCGCGCAACAACUGACCUGAUCGAUCGAGGCACAGCAGAAGAAGCACAUGAAAUGUACGGCAUGGCGCUGCGUGCAUGUGUUCAUCCCUCAGUACCGGGGUACUCUUCGAGUUUGCCCUCCAGCCUGUCAACAAGCGUCAAACAAUCCGCCGUCGCACCUGCAGGCCACAAGACACACAGGCACCAACCACCGUCAAACAUGAGCUCGACCGAGCUGCCGUCGACUCGUACCGACCUGCGAAUCCCGCGAUGACGUUGCUCUGCAGCUUGCGGAGUUUGCGUGCAUUGGGCUUGAUGAUGGUGUUGCCCUGCGUCACCUGACCAUCACCAACCAUCGCCUGCAGACACGCCACGCCAAGACGAGGCAAGGAGGCAACACGACAAACCAACACACCAACCAGUGCGAUCAUUAUCAGCAGCAGCCUUCAGCACAUCAUUCUGUUGGUAUCCACGCACCACUUGAUUGCCUUUGCGGACGCAGAGGAUGGUCGUGGCGUGUCGCGGCUCCAGCGGUCCAUGGCCGCCAGAUCCGGCAUGAAACUGGUAGCCCUGAGGCGGAUAGCCGUAGCUGGGCCCUCUCCAGUGCGAGUAGCCACGGACACACUGCACACACAGGCAGACAAGACAGCGAGAUCUGCGUGACCUUGUCAGCAAGUGAGAUUGUCUUGACGAAGCGACCCACCUGUGAGAGAGGCCGCCCUGCAAGAGAGGUAAAGCUCGUCAGAGGCUUCAUCGCUGUCUUCAUU
Molecule: messenger RNA, 1794 nt
Organism: Vitrella brassicaformis
Lineage: Eukaryota; Vitrellaceae
Source: the annotation of a GenBank genome assembly